GGUGGGAUCAAGAGUGUCCAGGUGCCCAGGGAUCCCCAGAAAAUCUCGGGUUCCAAAACCCAGACCUGUGGGCCUUCUGACUCCAGCUCUGCUGCGUGGCCUUGGGCAAGCGGCAGACCAUCUGAGCGUCAACGUGAAGUGGGCUGGCGAGGAGGCAGAUUGGAACAUCAGUUAACGGCUGACUACUGCCAGUCACUCCUCUUUCACCCACAUCAAUCAUACCUCUGGGCUCCAGAGAGAAAGCAGGUCUUGGAGCGCACCAUGAUUUCACCCUUCUUAGUGCUGGCCAUUGGCACCUGCCUUACCAACUCCUUAGUGCCAGAGAAAGAGAAAGAUCCCAAGUACUGGAGAGCUCAAGCUCAGCAGACCCUACAAAAUGCCCUGAGACUUCAGAAGCUCAACACCAACGUGGCCAAGAAUAUCAUCAUGUUCCUGGGAGAUGGGAUGGGCGUCUCCACGGUGACGGCCGCCCGCAUCCUCAAGGGCCAGCUCCACAACAGCCCUGGGGAGGAGAGCAGGCUGGAGAUGGACAAGUUCCCCUUCGUGGCCCUCUCCAAGACAUACAACACCAACGCUCAGGUCCCUGACAGCGCAGGCACCGCCACUGCCUACUUGUGUGGGGUGAAGGCUAAUGAGGGCACUGUUGGGGUGAGCGCAGCGACCCAGCGCACCCAGUGCAACACGACUCAGGGGAACGAGGUCACCUCCAUCCUGCACUGGGCCAAGGAGGCUGGGAAAUCCGUGGGCAUUGUGACCACCACGCGAGUGAACCACGCCACCCCCAGCGCCGCCUACGCCCACUCUGCCGACCGGGACUGGUACUCGGACAACGAGAUGCCCUCGGAGGCUCUGAGCCAGGGCUGCAAGGACAUUGCCUACCAGCUCGUGCACAACAUCAAGGACAUCGAGGUGAUCAUGGGGGGCGGCCGGAAGUACAUGUUCCCCAAGAAUAGAACCGACGUGGAGUAUGAGAUGGACGAGAAGGCCAGGGGCACGAGACUGGAUGGCCUGAACCUCAUCGACAUCUGGAAGAGCUUCAAACCCAGGCACAAGCACUCUCACUACAUCUGGAACCGGACCGAACUCCUGACCCUGGACCCCUACACCGUGGAUUACCUCUUGGGUCUCUUUGAGCCGGGGGACAUGCAGUACGAGCUGAACAGGAACAACGUGACCGACCCCUCGCUCUCCGAGAUGGUGGAGAUGGCCAUCAAGAUCCUGAGCAAGAACCCCGAAGGCUUCUUCCUGCUGGUGGAAGGAGGCAGGAUUGACCACGGGCACCACGAGGGCAAGGCCAAGCAGGCACUGCAUGAGGUGGUGGAGAUGGACCGGGCAAUCGGGCAGGCGGGCGACAUGACCUCCCAGGAAGACACGCUGACCGUCGUCACUGCUGACCACUCCCACGUCUUCACCUUUGGCGGGUACACUCCCCGUGGCAACUCCAUCUUUGGUCUGGCCCCCAUGGUGAGCGACACGGACAAGAAGCCCUUCACUGCCAUCCUGUAUGGCAACGGGCCUGGCUACAAGGUGGUGGGCGGUGAGCGAGAGAAUGUCUCCAUGGUGGACUAUGCUCACAACAACUACCAGGCGCAGUCCGCCGUGCCCCUGCGCCACGAGACCCACGGUGGGGAGGACGUCGCCGUCUUCGCCAAGGGCCCCAUGGCGCACCUGCUGCACGGCGUCCACGAGCAGAACUACAUCCCCCACGUGAUGGCUUACGCAGCCUGCAUUGGUGCCAACCGAGACCACUGCGCCUCUGCCAGCUUGGCGGGCAGCCCCUCCCCAGGCCCCCUGCUGCUCCUGCUGGCCCUGCUCCCCCUGGGCAUCCUGUUCUGAGGGCCUGGGGCCCGGGCACCCACCAGCCCGUGACAGAUGGCCAGCUUCCCUCUCCCAGCGCGGCCCACCGCCCAGCAGCCCACUCCUCGAGGGGCGGGGAUGCAGAGGCCUCCACAGCCCCUGCAGCUGCCGGAAAGGAGACCCAGGAAACCAAAGGCUGCUGCCCGCCUCGGUCUGCUCCGGAAUCCUCCACCGGGGCCAGACCAGCUCCUGGCCUCUGCCCCUCCCCGCUGCUCCUUUGGCCAACAGGGUAGCUUCUCUCGGGCAGGCAGAGAGCACAGACUGCAGAAAUUCUCAAAGCAUCUUAUUUUUCCAGCAAACAUAUUUCUUCCGACUUGGAGGCCCUGGAGCUUCCAUGGAACAUUCCGGAUCUUACUCUCCCAUUCUCCUCUCCUUUCCUCUGGAACCACCUGGCCCCACCAUGCUCAUGUCCCUACCUGCAGGGGAGACCAAGUCCUUCUCCUCAGGAUGGGGUUUGCUCACUCGCUCAUCCCAAGGCCGUCCAGGGCUCCCAGGAAGUCAACUGCUGGGACUAGCCGGCCAACGCCAGGGGGCCCGGGCUGGCCCGGCUCUGAACAUACACGCCAGCUGCUCUCUGAAGCGACUCUCCUGUUUGGAACGGCAAAAAAAUUUUUUCUCUUUUUGGUGUUGGUUAAAAGGGAACACAAAACAUUUAAAUAAAACUUUCCAAAUAUUUCUGAGGA
This is a messenger RNA of Equus caballus (horse), 2540 nucleotides long. It is a transcript of the gene ALPL, whose product is annotated as alkaline phosphatase, biomineralization associated. Gene Ontology annotation, biological process: dephosphorylation. Gene Ontology annotation, molecular function: alkaline phosphatase activity. The record is from RefSeq and is a predicted model, not a curated record. NCBI's taxonomy places the organism in Eukaryota, Metazoa, Chordata, Mammalia, Perissodactyla, Equidae. Gene Ontology annotation, cellular component: plasma membrane.